AAAAUGUGGUAUUGAAACAAAGUAUAAUGUUAUGAAAGAGACCGAUAGAGUUGGGACUAUAGUGGGUGGAUCUUGUUCAACUUCCUCCUAUCACGCUGUGUUUCAUCAGACCACUGCACUAGCAAUGCGAGUGGCGCACGUGGACCUGCAAACUCUCCUGGCGACUUUUUGAAAAAUAAUAAUUAUUAAAAGACAUGCUGAAACGAUCUGCUAGAUAUACAGUUUCACACAGUUUACAACUAUAUUUCAUUAGUCUUCAGUUCAUUCCGAACCACAAACUGUGCUCUAUGACGCUGUAAAUUUGAGCUCACGCUAAAUGCGGGAGCUGUCAGAGUAGUUUUCUUUAGUUUUUUUUUUAAGUUUUUUUUUAACCACUCCACAUUAAUUGAGAUCAUUAUGGUGGACAAGGGUCCCCUUCUGACUUCGGCUAUCAUUUUUUACCUGUCCAUCGGUGCAGCAAUAUUUCAAGUCAUCGAGGAACCGAAUUGGGAGACCGCAGUAAAGAAUUAUAAAGAAGAAAAGGAGAAAAUAUUGAAACAAUUCCCAUGUCUUACAAAGGUUGACCUGGACCGCGUUCUAAAGGUGGUGUCUGAUGCUGCAGGCCAAGGCAUCACCAUCACAGGAGACAAAACCUUUAACAAUUGGAAUUGGCCCAAUGCUGUCAUUUUUGCUGCUACAGUUAUUACAACUAUAGGUUAUGGAAAUAUUGCUCCCAAAACACCUUCAGGGAGGGUGUUCUGUAUUUUUUAUGGUCUUUUUGGAGUGCCGCUGUGUUUUACUUGGAUUAGUGAACUUGGAAAGUUUUUUGGUGGAAGAGCUAAACAUCUUGGGCAAUAUCUUACUAAGAAAGGGGUAACAUUGCGGAGAACACAGUUCACCUGCACAGCUGUCUUUCUGUUAUGGGGGGUGUUGGUGCAUUUGGUGAUUCCCCCAUUUGUAUUCAUGUCUCAAGAAGGCUGGACCUAUAUUGAGGGCUUGUAUUUUUCUUUUGUCACUUUGACAACUAUUGGAUUCGGUGAUCUUGUAGCAGGUGUUGACCCCAGUGCUGACUACCCUACUCUGUAUAGGUACUUUGUAGAGGUGUGGAUUUAUCUUGGUCUGGCAUGGCUCUCUUUGUUUUUCAACUGGAAGGUGCGCAUGGUUGUGGAGGCUCACAAGGCUCUAAAGAAGCGCCGUAAAAGGCGCAAACUUUCUCUGGAUGAGUUGCAGCGCAUCAAGGAAAGUCACAAGACCCUACAUCUGCCACCAACUCCUAAUGAUGCCAACAUAUUUAGCUUCUUGUCCAAGAGAAAAGAAUGUUAUAAUGACUUAAUCAAGCAGAUAGGUACCGAGAAGGAAGGAGAAGGUCAACAUGUCAACUUUAUCACCGGCAGCAAGAAUAAAAUGAUAAACCGCUCAAAGAGCUGCAGUGAUAGUCUUUGCAUUAAUGGAAAUUCCAUUCUCAGUCUAGACCGUUCACCUCGACAGAAGCGCCACUAUAGCUUCAGUGACAGAGUUACUGUAGCUCUCUCAAAAUCCAAGAGCUACCUUCCAAGGGGCUACCAAGAUGAACGUCGUCUCAUGAAUGAAAUGCAUGGGGAAGGAGAAAAAGACACCGACCUAGACUGUUUAAGGAUGUAUGAGAAUCAGUUGGACAAGGAGGCAGAAGAGAACCAUAAAGGUCUUGAACCUAGAGGCUGCAACGAUGGCCGGAUCACAUGGGACUCCAAAAGUUACCAAACCCUCAUGUUUCCCAAUCCCAACAUUACCUUCAUUGAUGAAGAGAAUUUGCUAAUCAACAACUUGGAGGAUAAUGAUAAUGUCUUUAUAGCUAAGUUCUCAACUGCUUAUGAGACAGAUUUCAAAAAGGGACAGGUCACGGAAUCAGAGACCUCUGUAUUCACCACAGAAGGAUCGGACCAUGACCAACAGCUGGUGGAAGAGUAUUCCAAAGAGGACAACACUGACAUUUGAUUCUGUCUCCUUUCAUAAACUUCUGUAAAAAAAUUAUUUCAUGGAAACCAGAAAUGAUACAACAGAUGUGUCUAAACUGCAGGGUUUAAUAGUCAAUAUGACCUGAAUCACUAACAAUGCAUGUUCUCUGCAUGUUUUUCCCCACCAUAUUGGUGGAAUAUAUUUUAAGAUAAGAAAGAGGAAAUAAAACUGUCAAACCUGUCAAAGCUUAAUCCUUAUUGGAUGCUGAACCUAUUUUUAUUGUCUUCCAUUUUAGCCCAAGGUUUUCUUUGGGUAACCAUGUUGACCUUUUAGGUCUUAUCUUGGGAUUUGUUUUAAAUGGUAUGCCAUGGUUUGACUGUUUAACACUGUUAUUUUAAUUCCAAGUCUUUUAUUGAUGCAGGCAUUGUUUGUAUGUUUCUAAAAUGUGUUAACUCCUAUAACUGACAAUACAUCCACACUGAUAAUCCGCCCUGAAAUACUCUAUGGGCCUUGCUCUGUGUCCCUGUCAAUUCAAGAAGACAGUAGUUGAAUAGACCCGAGAUUACAGGAAAUCCGCCAAGAUAACAGGAAAUUAUUGCAGUUAGUUUUACUAACAUAAUAAUGACUGUUUUGGUGUCUGACUCAUGUGUUGACAUUAUGCUGGUUCCAUGUUGACAUAAAACCAACAUACAAAAUAACCAUUAUAAUGCCCCAAGGGAUUAAAAAAUAAAAUUCCUAGUUGUGGUUGCCUUCACUGAGCUUUGUUUUCUCACAUGAUCCUCUUGCAUUGUGAUACUGAAUGUCCCUUGUGUGUAGAGAUGCAUCCUGAGUCAGUUUCUUUUUGCAGAUGUAAUUUUGUGUUUUAAGAGUGAUUCCUUAAUAAUCUUUUGGACUUUCUUUCUUUCUUGUUUUAAUAAAAGUUUAUUGAACUUA
Carassius carassius (crucian carp) is the source of this 2847-nucleotide messenger RNA. Its product is annotated as potassium channel subfamily K member 5-like. Gene Ontology annotation, biological process: potassium ion transmembrane transport; stabilization of membrane potential. The record is from RefSeq and is a predicted model, not a curated record. Gene Ontology annotation, molecular function: potassium ion leak channel activity. The coding region runs from base 397 to 1953 and encodes 518 amino acids. Gene Ontology annotation, cellular component: membrane. The transcript is spliced from 5 exons. Lineage: Eukaryota; Metazoa; Chordata; Actinopteri; Cypriniformes; Cyprinidae.